This is a messenger RNA of Botrytis cinerea B05.10, 2061 nucleotides long. RefSeq lists its product as hypothetical. Bases 198 to 1652 code for a protein of 484 amino acids. Lineage: Eukaryota; Fungi; Ascomycota; Leotiomycetes; Helotiales; Sclerotiniaceae. The record is from RefSeq and is a predicted model, not a curated record. The transcript has 3 exons.
GGGUGUGAUGCUAUUCAUGGAUAAUACCAAGAGUUCGUCGAGAUGGAUCUCAAUUACCAUCUUGAAUCUCAUACGAAGCACGGAGAGGUGGAGAUUGUUGUCUGUCUGUUGCUAUUAUUCUACUCCUUCACAACUCCCUCUUUCGUAGGCAUUUCUUCAAGAAUUUUACACUUUCGUUUCUUGUCCUUCUUCGUAGAAUGUCAAAGCUAUCUGAUCCUUCCAAACCUGUUGCUCUGUGCACCUACGUGUCUAGAGCUUCAGCUUUCUUACUGGAUUGGACCCCAUUCAUUCUGAUUAUCUCCUAUUUUGUCUUCUCGACAUGCCUUUACAUGUUUUGCACACCAAAGUUAAUAGAAAUUUUCUGGCUCAUCUAUCUUUCUACGAAUUCGUACACAGCAGCCAUGAAUGUUAUGGAAGCUAUCUGCAGUUUGAAGCCCAAUAGAAUCGCAAGAAAAGCACUUUACGACGUGGAGCAAAAGGGCUGGAAAUUUCCCACUCCCGAUGAUCAACUUCUAAUAUUGGAUCUCGUCAUCGUCGCAUAUCUUCCAAACGAGCAAGAUAUUAUCAUGGAUAGAAUUCAUUACGCUUUAGAUCAUAUCAUUUAUCCCCAAGAUAAGAUCCGGAUCAACGUAUUAUACAAUACACCCAAACCCAUCGAGCCACUCGAGUCCCAAAUGAAUGACCUCGCUGCGAAAAUUCCCCGGUUGAGAAUAAUCAAAGUGCCAGACUCUACUUCCAAAGCACACAAUCUCAAUUACUUCUUUACCUUAUACACUGGAGCACAGAUUAUUGCCUUGUUCGACUGCGAUCACUACACUCAUCCUUAUGGCCCACGAUGGGCAAUCGAGAGAUUUCUAGCCGACGAUGAAGUUGAUUGUGUGCAAGGACGAUGUGUCAUUCAGAAUUCCAAAGCGACAUUCUUAACUGGUAUUAUUGCAGUAGAAUUCGACAAGAUCUAUGCUACAUCACAUCCCGGGCGAGCUGCCUUAUUUGGCUAUGGUCUAUUCACCGGAUCCAACGGCUACUGGCGCGCUAAUCUCCUGCGCGAUCUCAAAUUGGACGCUAGCAUGCUAACCGAAGACAUCGACUCUGCUCUCCGCGCCCUCUCCCAAGGCGCCAUCUGCGUGCACGAACCGAACGUGAUAUCCUACGAACUGGCACCCACAACCUUCCCCUCCUUUCUCAAACAGCGCUUACGCUGGGCCCAAGGCUGGACGCAAGCCAGCUACCGUCACUGCGUGCUCACAUACCGCAAAUCUCCACACCACAAGAAACGCAAUCUGCUCACGCGUUUUGGGCUCCUCUCCCUCCUGCUGAUUCGAGAACUGAGCUAUUAUCUCGUUUCGCAAUACACAUGUUUGAUGAUCAGUUUUCUGAUCACCGGGUUUCCACAGACGGGAACGCAGUUGAAAAAUAUGAUAUUCUUCGAGUUUCCAGCUUCGGAAUGGUUGUUCAUUAUUGGAACCCUCUGCCUCAUUUUCAGCCUCCUAAUAACCUACUUCCUCCUUUCCGAGUUCAGCAGUAAACGCAUGAUGCUCCAAUUCACGCUUCUCUACCCGCUGUACCUCAUCCUCGGGAGUUGCAUUGGGCUGUACGGACACUUCCGACAGAUUGUGCGGUACUCGGCUUGGAACGCCACGGUGCGGACGUGAGUUUCUUUUAUUUUAUUUCUUGCAGAUGGAAAGGUUCUUGGGGUUUGGGGAAGGAAGGAAGGAUGUAUGUAUGGUGUUGGAAAAUAUGCUUGGGAGGUGGGUAUGGUAUGGUAUGGUAUGGUAUGGUAUGGUAUGGUAUGGUAUGGUAUAGUGGGAAAGAGGUUUCACUUCCGAAUAAAUAUAUAUAUGUAAUAUCCUUCUAGAAAGAGAGAGAGAAAGAGAGAGAGAGAGAGAGAGAGAGAGAGAGAGAGAGAGAGAGAGAACAUAAUUUUUUCAAUUCUCAAACGCUAGAUUCCCAGCUACCCCCUAUUUAAUCUAUCUAACUCAGUACAAUACAAUAAAAUACAAUAAAAUACAGUAAAAAUACGAACACAACAUUUCCCCAACACACGAGAUAGGCAGACAAACA